CUUUAAUCGACCUUCAUGGGAACACCGUGUUUACCUUCAUUUUCGUUCCCACUCGAUGUUUACUUCUCUCUACGGGGAAACGAAUUCAAAUAUAACGAACAUAUGUAUAAUAAGUAACAGUACAAUUGAAAUUUACGGGAGAGCUUGUAUUGUUUGUGGAAGAAAAUGAUCGUACAUCGACUUGAUAGAUUUCUUUUAUUUUUCUUUAUGUGGUUUGGCAUUUUGCUGCUCUUGAGUCAAUUUUAAUUAUAUUUAAGAAUUGUCUGUAUAUUGACCAGUUUUUUCCAUAGCUUGUAAGUUUGAGAUAAAUUGGAGAUAUAGAGGACAGAUAAAACAUUUUUAUAUUCUGUACUAAUGUUAUGUUAAAUGUUCUUUUAUUGCUUCAAAGUUGACGUUGAUUAAAUUUUUAUUCUUUUGUAGGUUGUACAUGCCUUUAGAAUGCCGAGCCGAACCUGCAAUCCAGGAUCUAUAUGCCUGGUUGAAGACAGAACCGGAAUUGGAUGUUCAAAAUAACAGAAAAUGCAUCGACACUAGAACAUUCACGAGACCUAAGAAACGAUCGGCUAGAAUGAGCUUUGAAUCGAGUUUCGAAGGACUACCACCUUCUACGACGGAUAAAGAGAAGCUACAGGAUGUUACGCACAUAGAAAAUGUGGGAAAAUGUUUACCUGCAACGAUUGGAGAUAAAGAAUCUGUGCCACCGAUUUUGAAGCCAUCCACCAAAGCUACUAUGAAUGUUUUAUCCGACGAAAACUCCGCGAUGUCGGGGCAGGAAAACAUGGAAGCUUUCCUAAACUUGUCGCAGUCCAAAGGAAUAGAUUCAUUCAUAAAUUUAGGCGAACCAGAGUUCAGCGAUCUGUUGGACGUGUCGCAGCCUUCUAUUUUGAAUGCGUCUGUUAUCGCGUCUAUAAACGAGUCCAUAUUCGUUAUAAACGACGUAUCAGUGAUAAAUAAGAACAUGGCUCAAAGCAUUAGCGAUAUGGAAGAAAGCUCAAACUCCGAUGAUGUCGACAAAACGUUCGUGAUGCAGGAAGACGACAAUAGCCUGGAUGAGAUAAAUCGUACAAAUACUCUAGGCAACACCUGCAAAGAAUCUCUUCAAUUGGAUAAAGGCUUGAACGAGACGUACAACACUGGAGUUCCUAGCGGAUCUUCACUGUCAAGAUCGAGUCUCGGCAAAGGAGAAAUAGUUACUUUGUCUUCCACUUUUGUAACCGAGCCUAACGCUAAUGCUACCUUCGUGCAAUCGCAAAAUGAAGCAACUGAUGACGUCAAGUCGUUAGAUACUACAUAUCUGUCCUUGGCGAAAGGCGCCGAGAGACCAAAUUCGCCCGUGUCGAUUAACGACACGUACAUACCUAGCAUGCGCGCAAAUAAAGCAGAUCUGAAUGUAACGUGUAAUGUUCCGUCGGAUGAAAUCGAAUCCGUGGUCCUUCUCACGCGCGAGACACUCGCGAAGGAGAGCGCUUUAGAUAUAUCUUCCAAGGUGCCUAUCUAUAAUCAAUCCACGCCGAUGAAUCCAAACAUGUUGGACGCAGCACCGAAAUUCGCUACGAAGCAUCUGGACCAACCGCAGCCAACUGUGCGUCCCACCUUGAAAGCUCCCACGUCGUUGAGACGAGAGUUGCUGGCAGAGAUUCAACGAAGCGGCGAGCGCAAACUGGACUCCACGUACAAUCAUAUCCCUGGUGAUCAUCCCGGGUCGAGGGACACCAAGAAGAAUGUUCACGUAGCCUGUAACGAGAAUGAGACUAACAGAUUCCACACGUACAAGAAAACAGCGUUUAGGGCGAUGGCCAAUCAGGGCACAAGUCAGAACGAAACGGCUGUAAUUUUACUAUAUUAUACACGGAGAAUUAAAAAAUACGUGAAAUAUUAAUUACCAAUUGGUGGACUGAA
Messenger RNA from Temnothorax curvispinosus, 1899 nucleotides. RefSeq lists its product as uncharacterized. The transcript is spliced from 3 exons. Lineage: Eukaryota; Metazoa; Arthropoda; Insecta; Hymenoptera; Formicidae. The record is from RefSeq and is a predicted model, not a curated record. The coding region runs from base 428 to 1879 and encodes 483 amino acids.